Molecule: messenger RNA, 8118 nt
Organism: Schistocerca cancellata (South American locust)
Lineage: Eukaryota; Metazoa; Arthropoda; Insecta; Orthoptera; Acrididae
Gene: Hel89B
Product: TATA-binding protein-associated factor 172
Exons: 36
Coding region: 176-5782 (1868 amino acids)
Molecular function (GO): TBP-class protein binding; ATP binding; ATP-dependent chromatin remodeler activity
Source: RefSeq, a predicted model, not a curated record
AGGAUGCCUUUCUCUCCGAGUAAAAUAUUUGUUAUUGUGUGUUUGUUUGUUUAUUUUUAUAAAAAACAUUCAAGAUUCAAGUGAAAUGCCAGGAUGAGUGUGUCACAUACGAUUUGAGUGUUAAUAACGACAACGUGAAUACUGUACCUGCUGUAUCAAAACAAAUUCCUGAAAGAUGACUUCGAGGCUGGAUCGGCUGUUUGUUCUGUUGGAGACUGGAUCAUCUCCGGUGACACGCCGUGCUGCAGCUCGGCAGCUGGGUGAAGUCCAGCGGCUUCACCCCCAUGAGCUGCAUCAUUUGUUAGCACGUAUUGCCAGUUACUUGCAUAGUUCUGCAUGGGAAACAAGAAUUGCAGCUGCUCAGGCUGUGGAGGCUGUUAUAUCAAAUGUCCCUCAGUGGGAUCCACCAGCUCUCUCUAAAAGAACAGUUGACAGAGAUGGUGCUGCUGUGCUGGCAAGGACUGGUCGAAUGACUUUUGAAAAAUUUGAUAUGUGCAAAGUUUUGACAAAUGGAGGUCAUUUAAUGGCUUCAGAAGGAAAGGAAUUUGAUCAAGAUGAGGAUUUAUCAGCAUCAGCUAUGCGGGAGAGAAUGGCAAAGCAACGACAGUUGCUUAAUGCGCGUCUUGGUUUAGAUGUAUCAAGUCGUCUUGGCAUAGAUAUGGAAGACCUAAUAUCUGCUGAAGAUUUUAGCACCUCGGUUACUGAUGGAUCUGUUUCCUUUCUUGGUUCAUAUGGUAAAUCUGUUGGAGAAGUAGUGCAACAAGAGCUUUCACAGGUAGAAGGAAUGAGUUCCCGUGAAAUGAAUCGUGCUCGCCGCCUGGCCCGUCAGCAAAUGACCAAGCAAAGGUCACGUGAUACUAGUGCACAGAAUCAAGAAGAAACGAGUACAGUUAGCAUUUCUGUAGAAGAACCAGAAAGAAAAAAGAUUAAAAUAGAAGACACAGGUCAAGAUGAUAUAUUGUCGGUGACCUCUCAUAGCCACGUGGAAAGUACUCCAGAUGGAGCAGGUGGUUGGGGAGUUGAUGCAGUUGACUGGCCAUUUGAAGGUUUCUGUGACCGUUUGUGUCAUGACUUAUUCAGUCCUUCCUGGGAGGCGCGGCAUGGUGCUGCAACUACGUUGAGAGAAGUUAUACGCAUACAUGGUAGAAGUGCUGGGAAGGCUACCUACAUGUCUCAUUCUGAACAAGAGGAAUAUCAUGAAAUGUGGCUGGAAGAUAUGGCUCUGAGAUUGCUUUGUGUCCUCGCACUUGAUCGAUUUGGUGACUUUGUUUCUGACCAAGUUGUAGCACCUGUAAGAGAAACCUGUGCUCAAACCUUAGGAUCUGUUCUACAUCUUAUGACAAAUGAUGGUGUCCGAGGGGUUUUGACGAUUUUGCUGCAGUUGCUAAAGCAGAAUGACUGGGAAGCAAGACAUGGAGGCUUGCUGGGCCUGAAGUACCUGUUAGCAGUACGCAUGGAUAUGGUCAAGGAACUUUUGGCAGUGGCUUUUCCCCUUGUGCUCGGUGGACUGAGUGACCCUGUUGAUGAUGUUGGUGCUGUAGCAGCUUCGGCACUAAUUCCAGUUGCAAGCAAUAUAGUCGAACAGUUACCUCAUCAAGUUGAAACCAUUGUGAAUCGUCUGUGGGACCUUCUAUUAGAACAAGAUGAGUUGGCUGCAGCCUGCAACAGCUUCAUGGGAUUGUUAGCAGCAUUAUUAAGCUUGCCAGAAACACACAAACAUUUAAGGCCACAACCUCUACAAAACGUAGUACCACGUUUGUGGCCCUUUCUCAGCCAUAGCACAUCGUCAGUUCGUCGAGCCACAUUACAGACUUUACGAACAUUAACAAGUGUAUCGCUACAUUGUGAUAAUGGUCUGCAAUGGACAUCAGGGCUUUUACAAGAUGCUUUGAGGCAUAUCUUCCAAAGAGUUCUGGUUGAACCAGUUGCUGAAAUACAAGAUUUAGCAGAACAGGUCUGGGGGAACUUAAUACGUAACAGUCAGUUAACUGUUCUUCUGAACGCAGCUUGCCCAUAUUUUAGCACAUGGCUCUGUUUGACCAUGCAGCCUGCUAAAAUUCCUUUUGACCCAUCAGUACUGAUACACAGCAAAACUUCUAUUAGAGAUAGUGGAAGUGAUAAAGUCAACAAAAGGGUGAGAGUUUCAUCUUUGGAGAAUGUUGCAGGCACUGCAAUAGUUCCAAAGUCCGAACAGAAACUUUUUGUGGGUGGAACAGAAACUACACCUUUAGCAACACGAGAAGGGAAUGUAAUGAAAUCUCGGUGCAUGGCCAGCCGUAUGUUAGGUCUGUUGUCGUGUUUUGUGAUAAAACAUGAUCCUGCAGUAGUGUACACUCCAGAUAUGGAAACUCCUAUUGACUGUUAUGUGAGAUUGUUGUUGGCAAAUCUUAACUCGAAAUCAGCUUUGCAGCGCAUGGUUGUGGGACUUGUAGUUGCAGAAUGGGCAAGACUUGAUCCAGGUUCUAGACCAUGUCCAGAGGCACUUCGUGCACAAUUACUGCAGUGCAUAUCUGAAGUAGUGUACUUUGAUGAAAUUGCACUUUCCUUUACACGACUUUUACAAGAAACACGCGACUUCAUUGCAAUGCUGAAGCACUAUAAGCUUCCAAUUGAUGUUGAUGCCUAUGGAAAGGUACUGAUUUUGGAGCAGAUUCAGCAACUCAGUGGACCAGUAUCGCAGCAACUACUGUCUUCCCACAAGCUUAAGCCAAAGGUUGCAGAAAGUCUAGAGGAACGCCGAAGAGCAAUACAAGCAGCUGUUUCUCAGACAAGCUCCGAUCAAACACUGCUAAGUACCUCAACUCAGGCUGCUCUUGCUGGGGCUGUAACAAUGCUGCAGUGUCUGCCAGAGAAGCUUAGCCCCGUUGUAAAACCAUUGAUGGAAGCCAUCAAGAAGGAGGAAAAUGAACAGUUGCAGAGCCUAGCUGCAGAACACUUAUCUCGUUUGGUCGAAUUGUGUGUGAACAGAAUUCCUUGUCCAAAUGCUAAAAUUAUUACAAAUCUUUGCACAUUUCUUCGCUCAGAUACAGAAUUUUCUCCACGCAUACAGGCUACUGAAGGGACAAGUAAUGACAGUGGUACUGAGAGCUUGGGGGAAGGUUCUCGCACUGGCACACCUACUAGCUUUGCUAAUAAUUAUGUUGGCAUCCUCACACUUCUGAAUCAGCAAAGGUCAGCUGAAAGAGCAGCAUUUCGGAGAUCAAACUCUGUUGGCAACCGUGGUCCUGGUAGACCACCCGUAACAGAUAUUCCCCUAGAAGAACUCUUCACAACUGAGGAUGCUACUCAAAAACAAAAUAAAAUACAGCGACGUGGUGCAUCGUAUGCUUUGACAUCCAUAGCAUCCUAUUUUGGCAAAGAUCUCCCUUCCAAGCUUCCUAAGUUGUGGGAAUACAUUGUGGGAAAGCUGAUGGAGGUGAUAAAUCCAAAUCACUUUGACACUGCAGCAGUUUUAAAUUCUGAUGCAGCUGCUGAAGAUUUGGUAUCAACGUUACUGGUGUUGGAAAUAACAUGUCCAGCACUUGACAGAGACCUCCUUGCACAGGUGCUAGAGUGCUUGCCACGACUAUGCCUGCUGUUGACACAUCCAUAUUGUGCAGUGCGUCACAUGGCUGCCCGCUGCUUGGGUGCACUGGCAUCUUUGGCUUCAGUUCCUGUUAUGACACAUGUUGUUUCUGCUGUCCUGCCUUUGUUGGAUGCCAUGACUGCAGAUACAAGACGGCAAGGUGCUGUGGAGUGCUUGGCAUGUAUAGUCGACAGGCUACAAGAGAACAUUGUUCCUUACAUAGUCCUGCUGGUGGUUCCAUUGCUAGGGCGAAUGAGUGAUCCCAAUCAGCCUGUUCGUCUCAUGGCAACACAUUGCUUUGCAACACUGAUACAACUGAUGCCACUUGAUGGAGGCAUUCCAGAUCCUCCCAGUCUCACACCUAAGUUGGCAGAGCAGAAGGAGAGAGAACGCGUUUUCCUUGAGCAGUUAUUUAAUCCAAAGUCCAUACAGGAUUACAAGAUACCAGUGCCCAUAAAAGCAGACUUGCGUUCAUACCAGCAGUCUGGAGUCAACUGGUUGGCAUUCUUAAACAAAUACAAGUUGCAUGGAAUUUUGUGUGAUGAUAUGGGUCUCGGGAAGACUCUCCAGUCAAUAUGCAUCCUUGCUGGCGAUCACUAUUUCAGAAGCCAACGAUAUAAGUUGACAAUGAGUCCUGAUUGUGCUCCUCUUCCAUCACUUGUCAUAUGCCCACCAACGCUGACCGGGCAUUGGGUAUAUGAGGUAGAAAAAUUUCUUACAAAAGACUUUUUGAAUCCAUUACAAUACACUGGACCACCAGCAGAACGGGAAAGAUUACGCAGCAAAGUGAAGACACACAACCUUAUAGUGGCAUCAUAUGACAUUGUACGGAAGGACAUUGAUUUCUUCAGUUCUAUCAAGUGGAAUUAUUGUAUUCUAGAUGAAGGGCAUAUAAUAAAAAAUGGAAAAACAAAGGCAUCCAAAGCAGUCAAGCAGCUUGUAGCAAAUCACAGACUGAUACUGUCAGGGACACCAAUACAGAACAAUGUUUUGGAGUUGUGGUCCUUGUUUGACUUCCUUAUGCCAGGAUUCCUUGGGACAGAGAAGCAGUUUACAGCUCGUUACAGCAAGCCAAUUCUGGCCAGCCGUGACCCAAAGAGUUCACCUAAGGAACAAGAAGCAGGAGCCUUAGCAAUGGAAGCUCUGCAUCGCCAGGUUCUUCCUUUCCUUCUGCGCCGAAUGAAAGAAGAUGUUCUGCAAGACCUUCCUCCGAAGAUCACACAGGAUUACUACUGCGAUCUCAGUCCCUUGCAGCAAGAACUCUAUGAAGAUUUUGCUCGAUCAAAAGCUUUACAAUCUCUCCAGGAUACAUUGUCCCAGGGACAAUCUGCAGCCUCAGUGCAAGGAAACACCCACAUCUUUCAGGCUCUUCGGUAUCUGCAGAAUGUUUGUAAUCAUCCCAAGCUGGUACUCACAUCUCAGCAUCCACAAUUUGAGAAAAUAAGCAGUCGUCUGAAACAGAACAACACAAAUAUGGCUGACAUACAACAUGCUUGUAAACUCCCUGCUCUAAAGCAAUUGUUGUUGGACUGUGGAAUAGGAUUGGCACCAGGUGGACCAGCCACAGAUCUUGUGGUUAAUCAACAUCGUGCACUUAUUUUCUGUCAGCUGAAAGCUAUGCUGGAUAUCUUGGAAAAUGACUUGUUUACGGCAAACAUGCCAAAUGUAUCAUAUCUACGAUUGGAUGGUAGUAUACCUCCAGGAAUGAGGCAUUCUGUAGUAACACGAUUUAACAAUGAUCCAUCCAUUGAUGUGUUGCUCCUGACAACACAAGUUGGUGGUCUGGGUCUUAAUCUCACUGGUGCUGACACAGUUAUUUUUGUGGAGCAUGACUGGAACCCAAUGAAAGAUCUGCAGGCAAUGGACAGAGCUCAUAGGAUUGGGCAGAAAAAGGUGGUCAAUGUCUACAGGCUUAUCACAAGAGGAACUCUUGAAGAAAAAAUCAUGGGGCUUCAAAAAUUCAAGCUCUUGACUGCAAAUACAGUAAUUAGCAGUGAGAAUGCAAGUAUGGAAACAAUGGGAACAGAACAGCUACUUGAUUUAUUUUCUCUGGAUGACAAGAGGAAGGAUAUUGCCCAUUCUUCUAGCUCCCAUUCACAGCUUAGUGGAGUUAGCAUGAAAACUGUUUUAGAAACUCUGCCCGAUUUGUGGGAGGACAAACAGUAUGAAGAAGAGUAUGACCUUUCAACCUUCAUGCAAUCUCUUAAGAAAGAGUGAUAUGUGUUUUUGUUUGUAAUGUCUCUCUCUCUCUCUCUGUGUGUGUGUGUGUGUGUGUGUGUGUGUGUGUGUGUGUGUGUGUGUGUGUGUGUGUGCGCGCGUGCGUGCGUGCGUGCGUGCAUGCAUGUGUUUAGAGUGAGAGAGAUCCAAUAAUGGAUAGUAGGAACUGCAUAUGUACAGUUAUUUUUAUACAUUUCAAUUUUUUAAAGAAGACAGGAAGAGAGAUAGAACUGACUCAUUAGUGUCUUCGUUUUGGAUAUCUGUAUCAUCACAAAUAUCGCCUAAAACAUGAAAAUAAGAAUGUCACUGAUUGUGUUAUUCUUAGCUGAGUGUGAACUGACCACUUCCAAGAUUUUAGAAAUUUAAUGAAGUAGCUUCAAAAGCAAAUUAUUUCCAUUGUCAUUUAUUACAAGUGACUUUCAGUGACCUGUGGAUUUGCUUAUUGUAAGAUAAUUGGUGUUACCAUUUACUUAUUUUGUUAUGUGCAUAUGUGAUGUACAUAUGAAAGGUGCUUUUGGUGCAAAAAGCUAUGUCACAUGUACACAUAUAAAUUAGCUAUGGUUAACUGAAGUAAAUAUUGAACUGUAACUUUUCAAUAAAUGUUUGCACCCAGUCCGUAAGUCUGACAGACGGUGCUCAUUUUAAACUAAGAGUAAUUAUCUGUGAAAUUUUAGAAAUUUCAUGAAAGGUGGCUGUGUUAUUUACCUCAGAAUUCAAUUAUAACAGCAGUUUACUUUUACAAAUCACAGAAUGAGGUAACAAUAAUGACAGUAUCUUAAGUACAAAUUUGAUUAAAGCUAUUUUAUGUUUUUAAUUUUAAGUGAUUUGUAGCUUAUUGGUAACAAGCAAUAAAAGGACAUGUCUACUCAUUUAAGAAAGAAUUUUCAUGAUUUUGAAUUUUCUCUUUUCUGAAAAAUCAUAUUUUACGUAGUUCUUUGAAUGUGAUGAUGGAGUAUAUAUGAGCAGGAAACAAUUUAAAAAGUUUUUAGAUGGUGUUUUUUUAUUGCUUGUGCUGUAGUGAGUGUUAGAACAUCACACAUAAGUAAACUGGUACAAAUUUUAAUGUAAUAUCAGAUGCUCUUUUCUCAGUUUGAAUAAUUCUUUUUGCCUUGUUAGACUGCCAAUAAUUUAAUUAGGAAGUAGACAUUGUACACUGAAAUAGACUGAUAAUAUGUGCUGAGAUUAAUUCAGAAUUUGUUUAGUGUAUAUGUCUUUUGGAAGCAAAUUGCACAAGUAAUGUUUAAUUUUAGGCUCGAUAAAUUAUGUAUACAUGUCUCUUGUCAUCUUAUAACUAUAUCGAAUCUCUCUGACUAGCUUGAAGGAAUAAGGCACACAUUAUGAAGUCACACUUCAACACACUGAGAGAAAGAAAAUUGUGUGUUGAAGAUCUGUACUGAGCAAGACUCAUUAAAAUGUAGGUAUUAAUGAUCCCCUCUUCUUCCCUGCUGCUUCAUAGGUUAUUGAAUAGGUAAUUGAACAGAGGUAGGUCUUUAUGGCCUUCAUUCAGUUGACAUCAUUAUUUACUUAUAUUGUUUGCAUCCUGUAGGUUAAGUUACAAAGUACCUAUAGCUUCAUGAAUGUUUUAUGGAUUCAGAAUUUCAAACAUUGUGUUCAUUUCUGUCACCAGUGGAAACAAAACAGUGCAAAGAGGAACUGCUAGCAAACAAUACUUUCUUGUUUUGAUCCCUUCUGUAUUCAGUUUACCUCAACAAACUUUAUAUGAUUGAAGUGUACUAUAUAUGAAGGAAAAAUUGGAAGGGGAUGCUGAGGGAUCAAUGCAGAGAGGAGCAUAUUUACCAGCUGAAUGCCUCAUAAAGGCCACAUAAUGCAAAACAAACAAAUAAUUUGACAUAUAAAUGUCCUCUAUCACAUCCUUAAAAAAUGUGGUAGCAGAAUAUUUAUUUACACAAUAUGAGAUCAGUAAAUUAAAUUCAUAUUAUUUUUCCACUAUCAACAAACAAAUUAUUAAGCGUAAUCUAUCUUGUAUGACAAUAUAGCAUAAUAUGGCCAGUUGGCAUCCAGUUUUCCUACAGGUGAAAUUGUUUUCACUUUCCCUUUUGCCCUCUCUGAGCCAUAAAUUGCAGUAUUCUCAUCUUGUAAUUUUGUAUUGCAUGCGACAUAAGUACAGAACAUUAGGACUUUUGUGUAAUUAUUUAAGGACUUUUUCUCAUUAUUGUAUGUGCAUUUAUAUUUGUGCAGUGAUAAUAAAACUUUGAUCAUUCACUUUUAUAUGAAAAGAAGGAGUAACCUGUGUAUAUCUUAAUUCCUGCUUUGCUUGGACCACAAAGAGUGGCAUUAACUUGUCUCACAUCAGCAUUAUUUUUAGAAACUGGACA